Messenger RNA from Gossypium raimondii (Peruvian cotton), 1073 nucleotides. Its product is annotated as E3 ubiquitin-protein ligase MIEL1. The coding region runs from base 123 to 932 and encodes 269 amino acids. The record is from RefSeq and is a predicted model, not a curated record. The transcript has 12 exons. Gene Ontology annotation, biological process: protein ubiquitination; ubiquitin-dependent protein catabolic process. Lineage: Eukaryota; Viridiplantae; Streptophyta; Magnoliopsida; Malvales; Malvaceae. Gene Ontology annotation, cellular component: nucleus. Gene Ontology annotation, molecular function: zinc ion binding; ubiquitin protein ligase activity.
AGUAAAAUUUAUGUUUUUCUAUGUUGUUCUUAAUUUCCAGAAAGGGGGAAAAAAAAAACAGAAAGAAGAAAAGCAAAAGUCUCUAUUUUGUUCUUUCUUUCUUCGUGUUCCUAUUCUAACCAAUGGCAGGGGACUCUGUAAUUUCGCCUCAGAGAAGCAAAGAUUUCGGAAAACAGGAGCAUGGAUGCGAUCACUACAAGAGACGAUGUAAAAUCCUUGCUCCUUGCUGUAAUAAGAUCUUCCCUUGCCGUCAUUGCCAUAACGAGACCUCAAACUCACUUAGCAACCCAAAAGAUCAUCACGACCUUGUCAGGCAGGAUAUCAAGCAAGUUAUUUGUUCAAUCUGCAAUACCCAACAGGAGGUUACUCAAGUCUGUUCCCAUUGUGGGGUAAACAUGGGAGAAUAUUUCUGCGACAUUUGUAAAUUCUAUGAUGAUGAUAUUACAAAGGGACAAUUCCAUUGUAAUGAUUGUGGAAUUUGUAGGGUUGGUGGCCGUGAUAAGUUCUUUCACUGCGAGAAAUGUGGUUCUUGCUAUAGGGUGGAUCUGCGUGACAAUCACUUUUGUGUGGAGAAUUCCAUGAAGUCUUACUGCCCCAUCUGUUUUGAGUAUCUUUUUGACUCAGUUAAAAGCACACGCAUUAUGAAAUGUGGACAUACAAUGCAUAUGGAAUGCUUUUCUCAGAUGACUAUGCAAAAUCAGUAUAGGUGUCCCAUCUGCUGCAAGGCAGUACUUGAUAUGUCUGCCUUCUGGGAAGAUCUGGAUAUGGAUAUUGAUGCUACUAGAAUGCCUGCGGAGUAUCAAUUUGAGGUUUCAAUCCUCUGCAAUGACUGCAACAGUACAAGCAUGGUCCAGUUUCACGUUCUUGGUCUUAAGUGCAGGCAAUGCAAUUCUUACAACACCCGCCGGAUUACAGCGCCGGCCAACCAUUGACAUACAUACUGAAGUUGUAAUUGGUUCGUAAUGCAACAUUUGACACUCUUUUAUGCAAAACUCUCUUACAAAAGGUCUUUGUUUAGUUACAUCUAUUUCGUUAUUAAUUUUUGACUACUGAUGUAAGAUCAGUUAAUAUAA